AUGGCGCUCGCUAAGCUUGCCCAGUUCUACCGGUCAUGCCUGUUCCAAAUCAUCAUCGUCGGACUCGUGGCAUUCUGCGAGCCAGGCAUCUGGACGGCGCUGAAUAACCUGGGGGCCGGAGGAAACGCAAAGCCGUUCCUGAAUAAUGCCGCGAAUGCCCUCACAUACGGACUCAUGUCCGUGGGCUGCUUCAUAGCCGGCGGUGUCACGAACAAGCUCACAGCCAAGUGGACCUUGUUCAUCGGCGCAGCCUUCUACACGCCCUACGCAGCCGGCCUCUACUGCAACAACCGCUACGGAAACGAGUGGUUUCUGUUGCUCGGCGCGGCCUUGUGCGGCAUAGGGGCUAGUUUACUAUGGGCGUCGGAGGCGAGCAUUGCCGUCGGAUAUCCCGAGGCGGAGAAGCGAGGCCGAUAUGUUGGUAUCUGGAUGGGUAUCCGCCAGAUGGGCCCCCUCGUCGGCGGUGCAAUCUCUCUGGCGCUGAACAUCAAGACAUCUGAGAAGGGCAAGGUGACAUACACGACCUACCUGGGCCUCGUUGCCAUCUCAUCCCUGGGUGCCCCGUUCGCGCUGCUGCUCUCCCAGCCGCAAAAGGUCGUCAGAACAGACGGCACGAAGAUUCCAUACAUGAAGCAGACCAACUUCGCCACCGAAGCCCGCGCGAUCUGGAAGCAGCUGAGAAACAAGUACAUGCUGCUGCUCAUCCCCGUCUUCCUGGCAGGGCAGUUCGGCACCACAUACCAAGGCAACUACCUCACAACCUACUUCACCGUCCGCUCCCGCGCCCUCGCCUCCUUCCUCACAGCCGUCGUCGGCGCCGCCGCCAACCUCAUCACCGGCGCCAUCCUCGACGUCAAAAGCCUCGAGCGCUCCGCAAAGUCCAAGGCCGUCUACCUCGUCAUCCUCGUCUUCGUCACCGCCGCCUGGAUCUGGAACGCCGUCAUCGAGACGCGCCUCUCCUCGAUGGCGGACCCGCCGUCCUUCGACCUCGGGGACGGUGCCUUCUUCAACUCCGCCUUCACGGUGUACAUGUUCUUCAAGUUCUUCUACGAGAUGCUGCAGACGUACAUCUACUGGCUCAUGGCCGAGAUCAAGGGCGCGCAGGGCGACGGCGACAUCGCGCGCACGACGGGCAUCCUGCGCUCGUGGGAGAGCAUCGGGAGCACAAUUGCCUAUGCGGUGGGCGCGACGCACUGGCCGAACAAGAACCAGAUGAUUCUGGGGUUUACGCUGUGGGGCGUCACGAUCCCGUUCACGCUGCUUGCGGUGUUUGGGAACUGGAACACGAGCGGGGAGGAGGUGCAGGAGGUGAUUGAGAACUCGGAUGGGACGGAGAGUGAGAUUGGGGUGGAGAGGGUUACGGUGCAGGGUAAGAGGGAAGAGGUGUGA
Messenger RNA from Colletotrichum siamense, 1389 nucleotides. Its product is annotated as UNC93-like protein 2. The record is from RefSeq and is a predicted model, not a curated record. Bases 1 to 1389 code for a protein of 462 amino acids. The transcript is spliced from 4 exons. Lineage: Eukaryota; Fungi; Ascomycota; Sordariomycetes; Glomerellales; Glomerellaceae.